Trichoplusia ni (cabbage looper) is the source of this 2946-nucleotide messenger RNA. RefSeq names its product sodium-dependent nutrient amino acid transporter 1-like. Bases 102 to 2006 code for a protein of 634 amino acids. Gene Ontology annotation, molecular function: L-amino acid transmembrane transporter activity. The transcript has 14 exons. Gene Ontology annotation, biological process: sodium ion transmembrane transport. The record is from RefSeq and is a predicted model, not a curated record. Lineage: Eukaryota; Metazoa; Arthropoda; Insecta; Lepidoptera; Noctuidae. Gene Ontology annotation, cellular component: membrane.
CACGACUUUUCACAAACGUGAGGUAGACGUGCGCCUAGCACUGAGUGUGCAGCUGAUACGUAAACAAAACAGUACUGGAAAGUGAAUCUGUGGACGUGAAAAUGAGUGGCCAAGGCAAUGAUGGUUUCGACAUAUCUCCGGAGGAUCCCCAAUCGAAAGCGGGAUUCAAAUCACCGCCGACCUUAAUCGUGUCCAGCCCUGAAAAGGUUCCAGUAGAUGACGACAACAAUGAGAAAGGCGACUUGGAAGCCGACGAGCCGGAGCGCGCGGUAUGGGGCAACCAGAUCGAGUUCCUCAUGUCCUGCAUCGCUACCUCGGUGGGUCUCGGCAACGUGUGGCGGUUCCCCUUCAUCGCCUACCUCAACGGCGGUGGAGCUUUCCUGAUCCCAUACAUCAUCGUGCUGAUCCUCAUAGGCAAACCUAUGUACUACCUUGAGUGUGCCUUGGGACAGUUCAGUUCUAAGAAUUCUAUUAGAGUAUGGUCGCUAUCUCCUGCUAUGAAAGGAACUGGUUACGCUACUGCCUUGGGUUGCAGCUACAUCCUGUCUUACUACGUGUCGAUCGUGGCCUUGUGUUUGUACUACCUGGCGAUGAGCUUCCAGUCUACCCUGCCUUGGAGUGUGUGCCAACCGGAGUGGGUGGACUGCUUGCCAUCCGACCCAAGCAUAGAUGCGGGCCCUAUUAGUGAAAACGCCAGCAGCAGCGCCGAGUUAUAUUUCCUCAAAACUGUACUCCAGCAGAAAGAUGGCCUUGAAGGUGGACUUGGUUUGCCCAUCUGGUACUUGGUGUUGUGCCUAUUCGCGUCCUGGCUGGUCAUCUUCUUGAUCGUAGCGCAGGGAGUCAAGAGUUCCGGCAAAGCGGCUUACUUCUUAGCCCUCUUCCCCUACGUCGUGAUGAUCAUUCUGCUUAUUGUUACCCUUACCCUGGAUGGUUCUGGCGACGGUAUCCUGUUUUUCCUGACUCCACAGUGGGACAAACUUAUUGAACUCGACGUGUGGUAUGCUGCUGUAACUCAAGUGUUCUUCUCCCUGUCUGUGAGCACCGGCGCUAUCAUUAUGUUCUCCUCAUACAACGGCUUCAGGCAAAACGUCUACAGAGACUCAAUGAUCGUGACCACUUUGGACACUUUCACGAGUUUACUGUCAGGUAUCACGAUCUUCGGAAUCCUUGGUAACUUGGCGUUUGAACUGAACAAGGAUGUCAGCGAUGUCAUUGGAAAAGCUGGAACUGGUCUCGCUUUCGUUUCCUACCCUGAUGCUAUCUCGAAAACGUUUUUACCCCAGCUAUUCGCAGUUUUGUUCUUCUUGAUGAUGACUGUCCUGGGUAUCGGCUCGGCCGUCGCUCUGCUCUCUACCGUCAACACCGUCCUGAUUGACAAGUUCCCUCGAAUCCGCGUUGUCUUCAUGUCAGCCUUCUCGUGCACUGUCGGCUUCGCAGUUGGUCUGAUCUAUGUUACUCCGGGUGGUCAAUACGUGUUGGAGUUGGUCGACUACUUUGGUGGCACUUUCCUCAUUCUGUUCUGCGCCAUCGUUGAAGUCAUAACUGUCUUCUGGAUCUACGGUCUGGAGAACGUGUGCGUGGACAUCGAAUACAUGUUGGGCAUGAAGACCGGCCCAUACUGGAGGUUCUGCUGGGGUCUCAUUACUCCUCUAAUGAUGAUUGUCGUCUUCAUGUACGCUCUCGUGUCUUCCGAACAGCUCAAAUUCGGCGAUUACGUUUACCCAACUGCCGGAUACGUGUCCGGGUACCUAAUGCUUGUCAUUGGUAUGAUCUUCGUGCCAGUUGCUAUAAGCAUCACCAUGUACAAGAGAUGGAAUGGAAACUUCAUGGAGAGUGUCAAGUUGUCUUUCCGGUCCAAGUCAACGUGGGGACCCCGCGAUGCCAAGGAACGCAGAGGAUGGGAAGAGUUCAAACGCCAAGCCAAGGAAGAGAGGGCGCCACUCAAGACCUCAUGGCCCAAACACAUCUGGAUGUCACUGUACGGCGGUUACAGAAGAAAAUUAUAAACAAAUACAUCUAGUUAUUAGACUUAGUAAUAAUUCCAGCAAGCUUUAUACGCAAUAUAGUAAAUAAAUUAGAACAAAGAUUACUUCGAUCACCAAUUUACAGCUUUGAGAUACCAAAUAUAAGGUGAUGUAAAAAAUGAUAUUAAGGAAAAGUAUUUAUUUGUAAUUUAUGUAAAGUGUUUAUUUAUGGACUUUCGAGUAGAUAGCUUAAAACUACUUUAAUUCAUACUCUUAGAUACCAUUGUACAGUAUAUUUAUUUAUAACUUAAAUUUAAAAUAACCCUUCUCCUAGGAAAAACUCAACUCUGUCUUCAAAUUUCACGUCUUCACGUUAAUUUAUUAAAUAAUUAGUAAUAAUGUACUUUAUGUGGCUGUGAAUACGUUUCAUAAUUACCUUGUUGGCUUACGUCGCCUUUGGACAUUUUACUUCUUAAAUCACUUCAUAGUAACUUAUUUUUUGCAAAUGAGUGAUUAUUAUAUUAGAUGCAAUAUUGCAAUUGUUUCUUAAAUCAGUUUAUUGAGGAUCAAAAGAUGUAAAUUAUAGUUGGCUGGCUCUUUAUUAUGUAAAAUGAUGAUGAAACUUUGAUCAUCAUAACUGUGAGGCAAAUUCAAAAUGGUUUAUUCUCGCUACCUGCCGAGGCGUCUGCUCUUUAUUAAGGACCCUUAAUUUAUAUAAUACCCUAUUAAUUUAACCUUUCUUAAUCAAUUUAAAACACAUUUGUACGAAAAUAGGUCGUUCUAUUUGUAUAAUUCUAUGUAUCUUCCUGAAGGACUGCCAGCAUUAAACAAAAUCAUACUCAUAUCACUCUUACUGUAUCAAAAACUGACAUUCCUUAAACAGGUGUAAUUAUGUAGUUUUUAAGUUACGUUUAAGUUUAAUAUACAAGUGAAUUAUAUUCACGACAUGUUAAGGUUUAAUAAACCAUUUUAUACUCUGAAC